ACAAAACUUAUAUAUCCCCGGAACUAACUAUUUUCACGUUAUCCUUUCAUAAAUCAUGGAGCCAAAUAACAGCAAUGAUCUACCGCCUGACUUGGUUGACAUUCUUUUACAAUUUUCAAUAGCUGUACUUAAGGCGAAACCAGCUAAUAUCAUCACAUUUGGAGCCCAAUAUUUCACUGAAUUAUCGAAUACACAAAAUAAACCUACCGUGCAUAAGACUGUAAUGAUUAAAAAUGUUACACCGACAAGUAAAGUUGCCAAUGUUGGAUUUAAACCACAACAACAAAGUGAAGUCAGUGAGACAGAUAGCGUCUUCAGCUUUGAUAUUCAAGAUUUAAGUACACAUAAAUCGUUAAAAUCUCGUCGACCUAGUGUUGCUGCUGAACGUUACAAUCCGGAAGAUGAUGACGAGGAGGAUGACGAACAGGAGGCGGAUGAAGCAAUGGUGAAAUCGGACGAACAAAAAAUUAUGCUCUUAGAUGUAUGCAAAAAGAAUGCCAUCUUCGCGUCUAGAGAUGAUGAAACCCUAUUGAAAAUCAUUGAUGUUAUGAAGUGUAGACCAGUGGAAUCCGGGGAAACAAUCAUUGAACAAGACGAUGAUGGAGAUAAUUUCUAUGUUAUUGAAAGUGGAAUUUAUGAUGCGCUAAAAAGUGAUAUCUAUGGGGGAGAAACUUGCGUGUAUACCUAUAAUAAUGAAGGUUCAUUUGGUGAAUUAGCCCUAAUUUAUAAUGCACCGAGAUCGGCCUCGGUGAUUGCAAGAACUAGUGGAAAACUUUGGUAUAUCACCAGAAGACAUUUUCAAAAACUUAUUUUAUCGUAUGCAUCAAAACAACGUUUUAAAUUCCUUGAUCUUUUACACUCGGUUAAAAUGUUUCAUGAAUUGAGUCCAGAUGAAAGAAUGAACAUCGCAGAUGCUUUACGUACACGAAAAUAUACAGAUAAUGAGUGUAUUAUUAGACAAGGGGAUCCUGGUUAUGAAAUCUACUUUAUCAUGGAAGGGAAUGUUAUUGUUAAGCGAGAGGAUGAGAAUGGUGUGGAAUCUGUGAUGUGUGAAUUAGGUAAAGGCAGCUAUUUUGGCGAACUUGCUUUACUGGUUAGAAAACCAAGAGCAGCAUCUGUCUAUGCACGUGGUAAUGUGACAACAGCUUACUUAGAUGUGGAUAGUUUUGAAAGGCUACUUGGUCCUUGUGUUCAUAUUAUGCGUCGUAAUACAACCACUUAUGGAAGUUACGCAAAGCUUUUAGACAAUGAAAGUAUCACUGAUAUCUGAUUUGACAGCUGAUGAAACACAGUUGAGCUGAAAUC
Messenger RNA from Trichobilharzia regenti, 1305 nucleotides. Lineage: Eukaryota; Metazoa; Platyhelminthes; Trematoda; Strigeidida; Schistosomatidae. The record is from the annotation of a GenBank genome assembly.